Molecule: messenger RNA, 2026 nt
Organism: Patella vulgata (common limpet)
Lineage: Eukaryota; Metazoa; Mollusca; Gastropoda; Patellidae
Product: serine/threonine-protein kinase Nek5
Exons: 8
Coding region: 50-1903 (617 amino acids)
Biological process (GO): protein phosphorylation
Molecular function (GO): ATP binding; protein kinase activity
Source: RefSeq, a predicted model, not a curated record
CAGUUCACCACGUGCUAGCACAUUGACAAUUCACAACAAGACUAAAAAAAUGGCGGGCGAAUAUGAAAAGUUACGCAUUUUGGGCUCAGGAACUUUUGGGAAGUCCUGGUUAUCUCAAUGUAAAUCAAGUCAGACAGAAUAUGUUCUGAAAGAAAUAAAUGCUGGGAACGCAACGAGAGUAGAAAUACAACAAACAGUUGCAGACUUGUUAUUGAUUUGUGAGUUAAAACAUGAGAAUAUUAUAGAAUAUUUGACAGCAUAUGUUGAAGAUCGCGGGUUGUUUUUAGUUCAGCAAUAUGCAGAUGCUGGAAAUCUAGAAGUGAGAAUAAAAGAGCAGGGUAAUAUUCAUUUUACUGAAUGUUUAAUAUUAAACUGGUUAAUACAGAUGACCAUGGGACUAGCAUUUCUACAUACAUCUCAUAUACUACACAGAAAUUUAAAUCCAAACAAUAUUGUGUUUACAUCGGAUAAUUGUUUGAAAUUAACAGAUUAUGGUCUAACAGAGGUGUUGAGUGAUAAGUGUUAUUAUGGCUUGAAUUUUACCAGAUCAACCCACUACCUCAGUCCAGAAAUAUGUCAAAAUGAAGAAUAUAACUCUAAGAGUGAUAUAUGGUCAUUAGGAUGUAUAUUAUAUCAGUUAUGUUCUUUACGGGUUCCAUUUCAAGCACCUGAGUUUACUUCUCUACUGAUGACCGUUCAAUCAGGAGCUUAUGAUCCAAUUCCAAGACAUUAUGGCUUACUAUUACAAGAUUUGGUUGCUGUGAUGUUGAGAAUACCAACAGGUGACCGACCAAGCAUAGACCAAAUUCUUUCAGUACCAGACCUACAACCGUAUAUUUCAGAAUACAGACAUAAUGAGAGUGGCAGUAUCAAAAUUAUUGAGAGAAAACGACAAUUGCCUUCUCCAUUCAUCCAACCUGGUGAUGAAAAGAAAGAUAAACAUGAAAAAACAAACGAAGUUAACAAUGACAUUGGAUUUCUGCCACCGAUGGAAGUACCGUUUGAUGAAAAUCACAAUGUUAUACUAAACUCCGCCACGUUAGAUGGCCCGGAUGACUGUGACAAAAUCAUUACUAAGGCGGAGGAGAAAGAAAUAAUUGGUUGUUAUACACCUGAGAAGAGGAAAGAGGAAGAAAUGUCGAUAGAUCAUAAAACACCUGUUAGUAAAACUCCAGAAUAUCAUCUCCCUGCUGAUUGUUUUAGUGUUGAAAGUCCCAAAAAAAUGAGAUUAACAGUUUCACCGUUAAUGAAGGCCAGAAUGUGUAAGCAACGAGCUGCAUAUUCAUGUGAAAAGGGUAUGAAGCUAAAUGUGGGAAACCAGGGUUUGGGUGAAGCUCCAAUAAUGAAUUUAUGUCAACCAUUUACCAGUGUGCGCAGAUCAAGGUCUGUUAAAAGUAUUGUUAGCAGAACCCCAGAUAAGAAUCUUGCGACACCACCAGUGAUGUCACCUAGCGAAAUAAUGAAUGAUUCUGGUUUACCUGACAGUGAUGUGUUUGCAGCAGGUCUCGUCUCUGGGACUCAGACUUCUAGUGAUACAAAUUCGGCCACAGGGGCUGUAUCUACACCAUUUCGUGUUCCCUUAGAUCGACCUCGACGUUCGGUUCCUGUAGUUGAUAUGAGAGAAGAGAAUGUUGUUAAUGUACAGAAUGUACAUAUGUUAUACCUGGCCAUGCUGGAGAGUAAGACAUGUGAAAGUCGAGCCCAUGCCACCUUAACUCUUUAUCUACAGAAAAAACUUGGCAUGGACGUGUUUCAACAACAUUACCAACUUUGCAAGGAGGCUGUCGACACACAGAUGGAUUUUGAUCUUCUGAAAGGACAAAUGAAAAAAAGUAUUACUUAUUUGCCACUCUUUACAGAGAUUCUGCGGCUGGAAAAUGAACUGGCAGAAACGAAAGACUGAAUUUCUAAGAUAUGUUUAAAUCUUAGCCAUUGUCAUAAACAAAAUUGUAGAAAUUGUGCUAUUUUUUUUUUCAUAAAUUAUUGAUCAUUUCCACCAAUAUUCAUCAAUAAAUUGAAACUAUAU